AUGGACACGGAAGGGAGCCCGAGCAGCCUGUCGUCCGUCACGGACAACUCCCCCCACGACCCCUGCAAAAUGUUCAUCGGGGGUCUGAGUUGGCAGACGACGCAAGAGGGCUUGAAGGAUUACUUCUGCAAAUUUGGAGAGGUGAAGGAGUGUACAGUAAUGCGUGAUCCCAUCACGAAGAGGUCGAGGGGGUUUGGGUUCGUUACAUACGCAGACCAGGCCGGUGUGGAAAAGGUGCUGGCCCAAAACAGACAUGAGCUGGACUCCAAAACAAUCGACCCAAAAGUUGCUUUUCCCCGCCGGGCUCAGCCUAAGUUGGUCACACGGACAAAGAAGAUCUUUGUCGGAGGACUGUCAGUCAACACCACUAUUGAAGACGUGAAGCAAUACUUUGACCAAUUUGGAAAGGUCGACGAUGCCAUGCUUAUGUUCGACAAAACAACCAACAGACACAGAGGCUUUGGUUUUGUCACCUUUGAGAAUGAAGAUGUUGUUGAGAAAGUGUGUGAGAUUCAUUUUCACGAGAUCAACAAUAAAAUGGUGGAGUGUAAGAAAGCACAGCCAAAGGAGGUGAUGACACCUACAAGUUCAGCCAGAGGUCGAUCCAGAGUGAUGCCCUAUGGGAUGGACGCCUUCAUGCUGGGCAUUGGCAUGCUUGGCUAUCCAGGCUUCCAGACCACCACCUACACCAGUCGUAGCUACUCUGGAAUUACGCCUGGUUACGCCUACCAGUUCCCAGAAUUCCAUUUAGAGAGGACCCCUCUCCUGACAUCUUCCCAUCCCCCUGAGCUGACAGCCAUUCCACUGACCGCAUAUGGACCAAUGGCAGCGGCGGCAGCAGCAGUUGUUAGAGGUAUCUAUCGCUUCUACUACCUAGGCGCCACCCCUUCUCGCACAGCUGGUUUUCUGAGUACCAGCAGCCCUGGACCAAUGGCUGACUUGUAUGCCGCAGCAAAUCAGGACUCAGGAGUAAGCAGCUACAUUAGCGCGGCUAGCCCCGCCCCCAGCACAGGGUUCAGUCAUGGUCUAGGGGGUCCUCUGAUUGCUACUGCGUUCACUAAUGGCUACCACUGA
Messenger RNA from Nerophis lumbriciformis (worm pipefish), 1074 nucleotides. The record is from RefSeq and is a predicted model, not a curated record. Lineage: Eukaryota; Metazoa; Chordata; Actinopteri; Syngnathiformes; Syngnathidae.